AGCUGUCAUCUGUCUGUCUGCUGUUCACCCAGCGGCACUUAUUUACUUUUAUUUAUUUUCUGUAAUUUUGGAUAAACAUAGUUUCUUUACAAAAUAUAAAAUGUCUGGCGUCAACCUAAAAUGGAUUUCUGUUAACCCAACGUUGAAAGAAGGUGUGCAACUUUUGAACUCCCUGAGUGCCAAGAAGUUUCACUUACUUCUCAAUCACAUUAUAACCGAGGAGCAAUUCACAGAUGAAGAGCUCGCUAAACUCAAAGACUCUUUAAAACUAACUGAAGAACAGGUUGAACUGUUGGUGCAAAGUAUUGUUCAUAUUCUCAAACAGUCGAACAGGAUCUUGAUCAAGCCAACUGAUUUGCAAAAGCAACUCUGUGAAUCACUGGAGUUUGAUGAAGAAAAGGCAGAAGAUUUUGUGAAAGUGUGGUCAAAGCAAGUGAAUGAUAAUGUGGACUUUGAAAAUAGGAAGUGUUUAGAAGACAUUUCUUGGGAGAUGAACAUACAGGGUGCAGAUCAAAUUGAUAAUAGGCAGUAUGAGCCUCUUGCCAGGCUUCAGUUUCGGGUCUCUAAGGGAGAUACAGGUGAAAGUAGUAAAGAAAAACUUACAUUUGAGUUGAAUAAAGAAGAACUAAUUCAUCUUUAUAAUACAUUAGAAAGUAUCCAGCUCAAAGUUGAUAGCUUAAAGAAAUAGGUCAAGUUUAUAUCUGAUAUAGAAUUUUCUAUUUGUUUACUCUUCUUCUACUUCAGUAACAUAGCUAAAUCUAGUGGGGCAUAUAACCUAAUUUUUUUUUAUUGAUGUGACCAAAAGACACCCACUGACAGAAAGUGGGCAUUGCUUUUUACCCAUGGGAAUGAUCCCAAAGUUUGACAGCUGAUUAUGUCAUUAAACAUUUCACCACAAAGUUGAAUUUGUCUUUGGAGAUGAGAUUGAUCCCAAGAAUGAUUUUGGGAAUAAUUCUUCUGUCGCUGUUCAGGAAUACAGUUCCCCAAAAGGGAAGAGAAGUAUGCCCACUUUGUCUCACUCUACCUUCUUUUUUUUUUUUUUUAUACUCCAACUACCACGAAGGCCUAAGGCCUAAGCACUCUUUGGGUACCGUGGGGCUAUAGGGGGAUAGAUGGAAAAGGGGGGGGGGACGCCACACGGACUCUGGCGAGGGAACACAACACAUGUGCAUGCAACAUGCGCACAUUCUGGCUCCGCCUACGACAUCCGCCUGGUGGUACCUCCGCGUUCGACAGUCAGAGACCAUCUACCACCUACGGACAAUCACAACAUCCAUAGCCAAGAGAAAAAUUUCUCCUGGGACGGGAGUCGAACCCGCACAGCGCACGGCGACUGAUCAGGAGACCGAAGAGUCUACUACUGCAGCCACCGCUGCUGCCUCCUUAUUUCAAGAAUUAACCCACAGUGGUUUAUCUUAAUGUUUACGCUGAACCCUGAUCUGAUCAGUCAAUCUGUAUUGAGAACACAUUAUAACAUUUUCAGAUUGAUUCUCUGAGUAAUUAAAAAAAAAUGUUGAAUAUGGUUUAACAUCUCAUAACUUUAUUCUGACAGAUAUACAUCAAAAUGUUACACAAAAUAUAUCCCUUCUUAUGCAUUGGUUGUGAUAGUCCAUGAUUUGUCUUCCAUGCUUACUAUGAUGGCUUGUUCAAUCUUCUCAUGCAGCCACAACAACAGUUCUUUUUGACCAGAUAUUUUGAUUUGUUGAAGUCUUUCUGUGUUUGUAUCACUCUGAAAAUGAAAGUGUACAGAAUUUUCCUAUUUACUUAUGAUUACUUUGAAGGUUUUUUUUUUGUUCUGAUAUUGGCACUGG
Molecule: messenger RNA, 1811 nt
Organism: Acanthoscelides obtectus
Lineage: Eukaryota; Metazoa; Arthropoda; Insecta; Coleoptera; Chrysomelidae
Source: the annotation of a GenBank genome assembly